This is a messenger RNA of Carica papaya (papaya), 547 nucleotides long. Its product is annotated as RING/U-box superfamily protein. The record is from RefSeq and is a predicted model, not a curated record. NCBI's taxonomy places the organism in Eukaryota, Viridiplantae, Streptophyta, Magnoliopsida, Brassicales, Caricaceae.
UCCUAGUGGAGAGGGUCCCUUCCCCUCUCUCUCUCUCUCUCGUUUGGCUAAUCGCGGAAUCAGAAUCAUUCUUUCGCAUCUCUUCUGCCUGUUCAAUAUUUCUUUCACCAUCUCUUCUGCCCCUUCAAGAUUUCGUUAAAUUCGGGGUAGAUCUGUUAGUUAUUUCAUCAUGAGUUCUGCGAAAGAUCAGGAAUCAUCAUCAUCGGCUUCAUUCCCAUCAUCUUCUUCUGCUAAAGAGAAGGAAAGUAAGACACUAAUUGAUGAAGUGGGGAUGGGAGAUUAUGGUGGGGUUUGCGCUAUCUGUUUAGAUGAGAUUUCCCUCAAGGAAACUGCCUUCGUGAAGGACUGCGAGCAUGCCUACUGUGUGACUUGCAUCCUUCAAUGGGCCACAUACAGUCAGAAACCAACAUGCCCUCAGUGCAAACAUCCAUUUGAGUUUCUCAAUGUCCAUCGCUCACUUGAUGGCCGAAUUCAUGAUUUCAUGUUUGAGGAGAGUGUGAUCCUCCUCCUUAGAGCCUCAUGGUUUAAACCUUUGGUGGUGGAGGAU